Adineta ricciae is the source of this 1149-nucleotide messenger RNA. NCBI's taxonomy places the organism in Eukaryota, Metazoa, Rotifera, Eurotatoria, Adinetida, Adinetidae. The record is from the annotation of a GenBank genome assembly.
AUGUCGUUCGGCAAAUCUCGUACAGUUACUCUUUGUUCCUUGGCGAAUUUCAUCAAUGCUGCUGAUCGAGCAAUCAUGCCCAUUGCCAUUAUCCCAAUGGCGAAGGAAUUCAGUUGGAAUUUACGAUUACAAGGUUAUGUUUUAUCAUCGUUUCCGAUCGGAUACUUAACAAGUCAAAUCUUUGCUCAUAUGUUCGUACGGCGUUUUGGCACAAAAAGUGUUCUUGCCUUCGCGGUAUUUACAUGGUCAUUAGUCACCUUUGCAACACCAUUUUUGGCACCUUUACCGUUCCUAUUGAUAUGUUCUAGAAUUGCGCUAGGCUUUGGUGAAGGUUUGGGUAAGUCAAAACAUUACCAACAAUAUUUCAUAUAUUCAGUGUGUCCACACAUGGCAUGGCGUAUAGUUUUCUUUAUUUUCGGUUUAAUGGGUUUUUUGUGGUCAUUUAUGUGGAUUGUAACUUAUCGUGAUUUUAAUAUAUCUCUGGGAAAUGCGGGAGAUGAAGAAGCUUUCAUUCAUCCAUCAUCUAAAGUAGGAAAUAAAAACUAUCGAUGGAUCGAAUUUAUGUCGCAUUGGCCACUAUGGGCCAUUUAUAUAGCACAUUUUGCUAUGAAUUGGUCGUCAUACAUUGUUAUGGUAUGGUUACCAUCGUACCUAACAACAACAUUUGAUGCUGAUCCAACAAAUUUAUCAUUUACAGCAUUUCCAUAUGUUAUGAAUUGUUUGUCUGGUGUUGCCGCAGGCCAUUUUGCAGAUUCGCUCAUUCAAAAUCGAUGGACUGUCUUAUCCGUUCGUCGAUUGAUGACAGCUAUUGGUCUACUCGGUCCUGGCCUCUUCAUGCUUCUCUUCAUAUCAGUAGACAAUCUUCUUCUAGCUGUUGUUUUCAUAUCAAUCAGUAUGGGCCUAAGCGCAUGUAACUCUGCCGGUCACUUAUCGAAUCAUGCUGAUAUAGCGCCUAAUCAUGCCGGCAUAACAUUUGCUAUAUCGAAUACACUAGCGACAAUUCCUGGCAUCUUAGCCGGUCCUGUAACAGCUGAACUAGUACAAGCUAGUCAUGGUCGUUGGUUUCCAGUAUUUAUUCUUGCAAGCGGUGUUAAUUUUGUUGGCGCGAUUAUCUAUCAAAGUCAAAGUGCAUCGACACAAAUACUGUGA